UGGUUUGUAGGGGGAAUCAAGAUGGCGGCUCUUCCAUUAGCGCCAACUUAUCUAUUCUUUUAGAUGUCAAUAAUAAAAAGAAAUAGCCCGCUCUGUCCCCCGAUUCCCCAGGGUUUCGUGCAUCAUGAGGAGAAGGAGCACCGCAUGCGGCGGGAAUUAAGUUUAUAAAGACCCUUAACAGGAAGCCAGCGAGAUGUGCGAGAGCUAUGCCCGCUCGCUGCUGCGGGUUUCGGUGGCGCAGAUCUGCCAGGCGCUGGGCUGGGAUGCGAUUCAGCUCACUGCGUGCGACCUGCUCUCCGACGUCCUGCACAGAUAUAUACAGCAGUUGGCUAGAGGCUGUCAUCGGUACUCGGAGCUCUAUGGGCGGACCGACCCGAUACUCGACGACGUGGGCCAGGCGUUCAGGCUGCUGGGGGUCAACCUGAACGAGCUGGAGGACUACGUCCACAACCUGGAGCCCGUGGCCUUCGCCCACCAGACGCCCCUCUUCCCCGUCAGCAAGAACAACGUGCUGCAGUUCCCCCAGCCCGGGGUGAGGGACAACGAGGAGAGGAAGGAGUACAUUCCAGACUACAUGCCCCCCCUGGUGUCCCUACAGGAAGAGGAAGAGGAGGAGCCAGUCCUGCCCGACAUGGGAACGUCAGCCGAGGCCAUGCAGGUGCCCCUGGAUGAGGAAGAGGAGGAGAUGGAGGACGACGAGGCUGUCAACGACGAGAACUACCUGAGCAAGAGGCACCUAGACAGCCCCGACUCCAUGGACAUGAUGCCUGUGGCGAAGAGGCCCCGCCUACCCGGGUACAAGUCGGCGGACAGCCCAGACUGGGGGGUGGAGCCUCGGGAGCCCCUGAGCUCCCUCAACCCGCAGCGUGCCCCGCCCCCAAUGCUGUCCUCCCUUCACUCCCACGACAGCUCUGGCUCCCUCACCCUGUCCCCUGAGCCGCCGGGCCAUGCCCCCUCCGCUAGAUCCACUCCCCCGGCCGUGCCCCGGGCGCCCGACUCCAAGCCCCUCGCCGCCCCGAGCCGGAAGCCCAAGAUCACCUCGCCAGGCAGGCCGAGGACAAAGUCGCCCAAGAGGGCGAACGCAGGCGCCGUGGCGGGAAGCCCCAUCCGGUCGCCCAAGGCCGUGCAGAAGGAGAGGAAGAAGUCGCCGGGCCGGACGAGGAGCCCCAAAAGCCCCAAGAGCCCAAAGGUGGGCCCCGCCAAGGUGCCCCACCUGCCGGGGAAGAUGGACAUCCCCCCGAAGGCAUCCCUGAGCGCGUUGAGCGAAAAGAUGGGGAAGGAGAACAUCCACUCGAGGCAGGGCCAGGCGAUGGCGGCCGAGUCCAAGAAGCAGCAGCAGCUGCAGCAUCAGCAGCACCAGCAGCAGCUGGCGGCCGAGGAGCACCUGUGCAAGCUGGACCCGCUCGACAACACCAUCGACGACUCCAUUGACGCGGUGAUCGCCCGGGCCUGUGCCGAGAGGGAGCCCGACCCGUUUGCCUUCUCCUCGGGCUCUGAGUCCGAGAGCGACGUCUUCUCCAGCCCGCGGCGGCUCACCAUCUCGGAGCCCGCCACGCCCAAGCUGAUGCUCAGCGUCAACAGCUUUGGCAAGGACACCUCCACGCCGCUCGUGCCCAACCCCGCUGCCGCGCUGGGCGCCAGCAACUCCUGGACCAUGGACGACUCCAUCAACGAGGUCAUCCGCAAGGUCAACCAGGGGGCGCCAGGGGGGACGCCCCCCGGUGCCACCUACCUGUCGUCCCCGUCCGCCUCGCCCCCCACCCCCGAGCCCCUCCUCAAGGUGUAUGAGGAGAAGAACAAGCUGGCGGCGUCGGCCGACGUCAAGAAGAAGCUGAAGAAGGAGCUGAAGACGAAGAUGAAGAAGCGGGAGAGGGAGAAGCAGAAGGAGAAGGAGAGGGAGAAGGGCAAGAGCAAGGACAAGAACCGCGACAAGAGCCGGGACAAGGAGCGCGACUUCAUCAAGGAGCCCAAGGUCCCCUGGAAGGACUUCUCUGCCAAGGAGGACGAGCAGCGGGAGCUCUUCAAGCCGCGGGACGCCGACGAGCCGUCGGUGCCUAAGGUGAAGUCCCGCGACAGCGGCGGCUCCAGGAAGGACAGGGAAAAGCACAAGGACAAGAAGAAAGAUAAAGAGAAGAGCAAGAAGGAUAAAGACAAGAGGGACAAAAGCAAGGACAAAGGCAAAGAGGACAGGCAGAAGAUUUCGGCGGCCCCGCUCUCGCUCGGCCUGAAGGAGGCGCCGUUGCCGCUGUUCAGCCCCGCGGCCUGCCUCCGCAUCCCUUCCAUGCUGCCCCCCCUGCCGCCCAUCCUCCCCGACAAGCUCUUCCAGGACAAGGACAAGGACAAGGCCAAGGAGAAGGACAAGAAGAAAGACAAGAAGGAGAAGAAGAAGAAGAAGGACAAGGAGAAGGACAAGGAGAAAGAGCGGGAGAAGGAGAAGGCCAAGGAGAAGGAGCGGGAGAAGGAGGAGAAGAAGAAGGAGAAGGAGAAGCGAGAGAAGGAGAAAGAGAAGGAGAAGGAGAAGGAGAAGCAUAAGCUUGAGAAGGUGAAGGUGGAGCCCCCUGCGGCCAUCCCAUCUCCGGUCAUCCCCAGACUGACCCUAAGAGUGGGCGCUGGUCAGGACAAGAUAGUCAUCAGCAAGGUGGUGCCCACUGCCGAGGUGAAAACCCCGGCCCCCAAGACGCCGGCCGCCAAGUCGGGACCCGCCAGCCGAGCCCGCACGCCUCCCCCCACCCCGAUCCUCGCCCCCGUGGCGCCCCCGGUGGCGGCCACGCCCCUGCACCCCCCUCCUGCCGCGCCCCCCGCGGCCUCCCCCGCCCCGGCGCCCCACCCGCUCCCCACCCCGCCCGCUGGCGGCUCCUCCAAGACGCCCGUGCGCAGCGUGGUGACCGAGACCGUCAGCACCUACGUGAUCCGAGACGAGUGGGGUAACCAGAUCUGGAUCUGUCCCGGGUGCAACAAACCGGACGACGGCAGUCCGAUGAUUGGAUGCGACGACUGUGAUGACUGGUACCACUGGCCCUGUGUGGGUCUCCUUGCCGCCCCUCCGGAGGAUGUGCAGUGGUUCUGCAUUAAGUGCGCCAGCAAGAAAAAGGACAAAAAACACAAGAAGCGGAAACACAAAGUGCACUGAUCCGCGGUGCGCAGAGCCCAGAGAGAGGACGCCGAGGACAAGCCCAGAUUCCGCCCGCACCGAAACGCCCCGCCCCGCCCCCAAAAGACCACACCCCGAAGCGUGCUCCUGUGUUACCGAGGCCGGCGCCACGCCGCGUCCUUUCAGACUGACACAAUGGGCGCCUCAGCAGUCGGCAUCCUCGCGCCGUUCACGGUGUGGUUUCAUGUGACCAUCACGUUGACCGUCACACCACCGCAAUCUGCGCAACACCACGUCUGACCGUGACCCUCCACAGGCUUUUUGGUUUUGGGAACAGGAAUCGCGCGCCCCUCGGACGUCAGCAGCAGACAAAAACGGGCAACACCGAAACGGUCUCGGUCCGACGUCGGAAUCCUCUCACCCCGAAGCCAGACGCGUCCAUAGAAACCCCUCAAAAGACUGGACAGCUAGUUCUGUUUGACCCCCCUCUGUCAUUUUCCUAUUGUUUUUGUUUGUACUAUUACUAUUUUUUUUUCUAUUGAUGAGACAUGGUAACCCACAAAAGAUUUAUCUUCAUACAGAAUGACACAAAUAAUCAGACUGAUUUCAAAUGCCUUCUGGUAAUCUCCAGGCUUUUUUCUGAAGCACGUCAUGACAAAAUGUAUAUACAAAUGACUAUGUUUGUGUAUAUAAAUGUAUAUAUAAACCCACAAACCAAGUGUUUUCUGUUAUGAGCCUGAGUUGUUUUUUUUUUCUCUC
Molecule: messenger RNA, 3850 nt
Organism: Megalops cyprinoides (Indo-Pacific tarpon)
Lineage: Eukaryota; Metazoa; Chordata; Actinopteri; Elopiformes; Megalopidae
Gene: taf3
Product: TAF3 RNA polymerase II, TATA box binding protein (TBP)-associated facto
Exons: 7
Coding region: 194-3130 (978 amino acids)
Cellular component (GO): transcription factor TFIID complex
Molecular function (GO): protein heterodimerization activity
Source: RefSeq, a predicted model, not a curated record